GUCUCCAAUGCCCAGAGGGAGAAAACAUUAAAUCUGAUAACGCUGAAAGGGCAUUAUUUACGAUUAUUUAAGCAACUAAAAAUGUAUUCGCCGGAUUCAGAUUCACCGUUUUGCCACCUUGUUCAAAAAACCCUGUUUGACAACGAUCCAAACAACUCGAUUGCAUCGCAACAAAAGCAUUUCCGUGCUCUACGUUCGCUGAGCGCAAUAAACUUCCACAAAGCCCUUGAACAACAUGAUGCUAUUUUGUCCUCUGAAGUGCUUGACGCGACACUAAAAAAAUAUUUUGAAGCUGUUGAUGCCAAAUCGACUGGUCUGAUUUCGACUGUGGUCAAAGAUGCUGUCAAGAAAGUGGAUGGGAAAAUGAAAGUGGACAGAUCUUCCUGGCAGUCUGGAUUAUCUAAUUUAAAAGCUGUUUCUGUGGUUGAAGAAAAGAAGCCAAGUGAAAAGGAGGUACAAGAAUGGCACAGAAAAGUGACUGAGAGUAUGAAACGGGUGCAGCAGAUGAACCUGGGUUGUGAUUCUAUUAGAGCACCUAAGAGGAAGAUCAGUCCAAGUCAGGAAGAUGGACCCGAGUUUCCAGCUCUUCCGCCCAGACCAUCAUUUGAACCGAAGUCAAGCAAGACUUCAAAUUUCGUCCAUCGAGAGCCAAUGUUUGGAAUCCAAAAGGUGGAGCAGCAGAAAAUAGACACCUUUUUUAAAGCUCCUGCGAAACCAAGCCAGUGGAAUAGGCAGAAAAGCUUCGAGUCAGCAGCCCUUGAGGAUGAAGCUCCUCAAUGGACCAAAAACACAAAUUUUGCCAGCUCAAGUACCAGCGAUCAACAGCCCUUGAGUCGUUUUAGUGCAAACCAAAACCAAGUAUCUGCGAGAACCUUCAUUGCACCUUCAGCACCUCAGAGUGCAGCUUUUAAAACAGCCAGAGUAGAACUGGCCGCUCAGAAUAUCAAGAAGUAUGGCCACUCUGGAGGAGUUCUUGAAGAUCCACAACCAAAGAAACGAAGCUUGGGAGGUAGACGAGGCCCUCCUCCCUCCAGCAGUAAUAAGUUUGUGCCUCACAAGUCUGCUUUUGGAGAAGAAUCGAAAUCUGAAGGUGAAAUGGAGGACGAAAUGGACGAGAGGCUUAAGAACAUUGCUCCUGAAAUGAUAAAAAUGAUUCGGAAUGAAAUAAUGGACAUAGGAAAGCCAGUUACAUGGGAUGACAUUGCUGGCCUUGAAUCGGCAAAGAAUACCAUUCAGGAAAUAGUCGUCUGGCCAUUAUUGCGGCCUGAUAUUUUUGCUGGCUUAAGGGGACCACCAAAAGGCAUUCUUCUGUUCGGGCCUCCAGGCACAGGCAAAACCCUGAUUGGAAAAUGCAUUGCGUCGCAGUCAAAGUCAACUUUCUUCAGCAUUAGUGCCUCGUCCCUAACGUCCAAGUGGGUUGGAGAGGGAGAGAAAAUGGUCAGAGCGCUGUUUGCAGUAGCAAGGUGCCAUCAACCAGCUGUGAUUUUCAUAGAUGAAAUUGACUCGCUUCUGUCUUCAAGAAGUGAGACCGAGCAUGAGAGUUCGAGGCGUAUAAAAACUGAGUUCCUUGUCCAGCUAGAUGGUGCCACUACUGCAGAUGAUGAGCGCAUCCUUGUUGUGGGAGCAACAAACCGACCCCAAGAACUGGACGAAGCUGCUCGUCGGCGCUUAGUUAAACGCCUAUAUGUUCCUCUUCCCGAUGCUAAAGCUCGUGGACAAAUUAUUUCAAACCUGAUGGCUAAGCAGAGCUGCAGCCUUACUGAGGAUGAGGUACAUCAUGUGGCGAAGCUGGCUGAGGGUUUCUCUGGUGCCGACAUGCGCGACCUUUGUCGAGAAGCUGCGUACGGGCCUAUCAGAUCCAUCACAGAGACUCAAAUGGAGCACAUCCACGCUAGCCAGGUUCGUUCAGUGACACUAGCAGAUUUCAAGGUGGCUUUGCAGCAAGUUAGGCCAAGUGUGUCUGGAAAGGAUUUGAAGAGUUACGAGGAUUGGAACAAGACCUAUGGCUAUGGAAGCUGAUUUUUUUAAA
Molecule: messenger RNA, 2029 nt
Organism: Neocloeon triangulifer
Lineage: Eukaryota; Metazoa; Arthropoda; Insecta; Ephemeroptera; Baetidae
Product: fidgetin-like protein 1
Exons: 9
Coding region: 82-2019 (645 amino acids)
Molecular function (GO): microtubule severing ATPase activity; ATP hydrolysis activity; ATP binding
Source: RefSeq, a predicted model, not a curated record